Messenger RNA from Trichoderma gamsii, 789 nucleotides. RefSeq lists its product as hypothetical. Lineage: Eukaryota; Fungi; Ascomycota; Sordariomycetes; Hypocreales; Hypocreaceae. The record is from RefSeq and is a predicted model, not a curated record. Bases 1 to 789 code for a protein of 262 amino acids. The transcript has a single exon.
AUGGCUGGCCUAUCUUCUUCGCACGAAACACUCAUCAUUGUCCUGACUACAACUAUCCCGUCUAUCCUUCUUAUCGCCUUGGCCGUCUUUGUAUAUCACCGAAUUCGAAUACGCAGAGCUCGGUUUCGCAACAGGGGGAUCACGCCAAUUGACGACGAGGAGAUUGAAUCUUGGAAAAUUGAUCGGACGCGGAGUGUUGACGCCGAGGAGAAGCUUCCCGGUACACCGAAAUCAGCUAUCAGCGAGCUAAGACCGGCUCACCAAUCUCACCAUACAAAUACGUCCCUUGGUUCUGUAAAGUCAUCCAGUGUUAUUGUCUAUCAAAGCCGAGUCUCCGAAGAACAACUCCCGUUUUCCCCCGUCCACACAAAGCAGAGCAUCGAUAUCCCGCCAACACCAGUUCUUGCGCGAGCGCCAAACUCUCGACCAGGCCUGACAGACGAAACAGUCCGGGGAGACAAUGCUUACGUCAAUAUCAAGCGAACUCCCUCGACGCGCCUGACCAAGACCAAUCCUCCUCGUCAUGCACGGACGAAAAGCGCUCGCAGUACGCGAAGCAGUUUCGGUGCCAAUACCAGACGGGAGCAAUGGUACAGCCAGACUCCAGAGCAGAACUCCCCUCGACAAUCUGCCGACAUAUAUUCCAAAUCCACGCCGGCAUCCCGCAGAGCGACUAUUUCGACUCCUACCACUCGACAGGGCUUUCGGGAUGACGAGGUGCCCUUGACUGGCUUGACACCACGACCACCGGUGGUGCACAGUUCUGAUAUUGGGCGUGCUAUAGGAUGA